Camellia sinensis is the source of this 762-nucleotide messenger RNA. Lineage: Eukaryota; Viridiplantae; Streptophyta; Magnoliopsida; Ericales; Theaceae. The record is from RefSeq and is a predicted model, not a curated record.
AUGGCUAGGCCCUUGCUUGGAGGAGAUAAUGCCGUGGCUUUUGGGUUGAUUGACAUAUGGUCUGUUAUUACUAGAAUGUUAUCACUUAAUGGAUGGCUUCCAAUGCAGCUUAAGCUACUCAAGAUGGAGUCUGGAGCAAAUGCAGAUGGACUAAUGCUUACACCAAGUGACAAAGAUGUUGGCCAAGGAUUUGUCUCGGUCUCCGAGGACAAUGAAGUAUUUAAUGAUGAGAGUUGGGAAUCUGUCUAUCUAGCUGAUGUGCUAAUUGACUCUAGAUAUGAUGAUGCUGACCCCGACACUUUUGUGUCAACAUGGUACUCUCUCGAUUGCCCUAUGGACCCUUGUUUAUUUGACAACAUCGAGGAGAAGUAUUCCAAUGAGACAACGUUAUUGAGGUCUGAAAGGAAGCUCCUGUUUGACCGCAUAAAUUCUGGGCUCUUUGAAAUGUUCCAUCAGUUUGUGGACCCACUCCCGUGGGUGAAGCAGCCUACAGGGAAGGUGGACCUUACAAGGCAGAAGCAUUGGAUCGGUUACGAGCUGCGUAAGUUGUUGGCAAGUGAAGAGAAGAGCAUGCAUGAGGACGUGACAGAGAGGGUGUUGGAUAGGGAGAUGCAGUGGCUUGAUUCUGGGGAUGGCGUGGACGCGAUAGGGAUGGAAAUUGAGAAAUUGUUGAUGGAUGACCUAAUAGUGGAGUUGUUGGCAAGUGAAGAGAAGAGCAUGCAUGAGGACGUGACAAAGAGGGUGUUGGAUAGGGAGAUGUAG